UCGGUGUAGUCCUCUUGUCUCAGCUUUGCCAAGUGGCGUGGUCACAUGCGUGCGCCAGUAAUGCCCAGCCUGGGAACAUUUUUUCUGGUCGUUUUCGUUUAGGUCGGGAAACCGAGGUGGUGGUGCCGACUUGAUCUGGUUCCUGCCUGCUGAGGGAUGCCCAAGAAGUUCCAGGGCGAGAACAGCAAGUCGGCAGCUGCCCGAGCACGGAGGGCUGAAGCCAAGGCGGCAGCUGAUGCCAAGAAACAGAAGGAGCUGGAAGAUGCUUACUGGAAGGAUGAGGACAAACACGUGAUGCGGAAGGAGCAGCGUAAGGAGGAGAAGGAGAAGCGACGCCUGGAGCAGCUGGAACGCAAGAAGGAGACACAGCGCCUGCUGGAGGAGGAGGACUCCCGGCUCAAGGGCGGCAAGGCCCCUCGCGUGGCAUCCACAAAGGUCACCCGCGCGCAGAUCGAGGACUCCCUGCGCCGAGAGCAGCGGGCUGAGCCAGUGGAGAAGGUCAAGAGCCACCUGGAGCUGCCGCUGGAGGAGAAUUUGAACAGGCGGGCGCAGGAGGAGGGCAGCUUGGAGGCCCGCACUGUAGAGGAUGCCAUAGCAGUGCUCAGUGUGGCAGAGGAUGCAGACCGGCACCCGGAGCGCCGUAUGCGUGCGGCCUUCACUGCGUUCGAGGAGGUACAGCUGCCGAGACUGAAGCAGGAGAACCCCAACAUGCGGCUGUCACAGCUGAAGCAGCUGCUGAAGAAGGAGUGGUUGCGCUCACCAGACAACCCUAUGAACCAGCGUGCGCUGCCUUUCAAUGCACCUAAGUGACAGGACCAGGCAUGAGUCGUCCCCAGCCAGGCCUGGGGAUUCAGAGAGUUCCGAGCCAAUGAGUUGUCCUCAGCAAUCCAGAGGGUCCCCGCUCUGAGCAACACCCAGCUCCUGUGCGCCCUAUGGAGCCCGGCUGAGCACCUGCCCAAUAAAGGCUGUGGCGAGGCUGCCUGA
Molecule: messenger RNA, 984 nt
Organism: Microtus oregoni (creeping vole)
Lineage: Eukaryota; Metazoa; Chordata; Mammalia; Rodentia; Cricetidae
Gene: Ccdc124
Product: coiled-coil domain containing 124
Exons: 5
Coding region: 157-810 (217 amino acids)
Biological process (GO): transcription by RNA polymerase II
Cellular component (GO): nucleus
Molecular function (GO): transcription coactivator activity
Source: RefSeq, a predicted model, not a curated record